Messenger RNA from Acaromyces ingoldii, 1625 nucleotides. RefSeq names its product Las1-domain-containing protein. NCBI's taxonomy places the organism in Eukaryota, Fungi, Basidiomycota, Exobasidiomycetes, Exobasidiales, Cryptobasidiaceae. Gene Ontology annotation, cellular component: Las1 complex; preribosome, large subunit precursor. Gene Ontology annotation, molecular function: endonuclease activity. The record is from RefSeq and is a predicted model, not a curated record. Gene Ontology annotation, biological process: maturation of LSU-rRNA; maturation of 5.8S rRNA. The coding region runs from base 30 to 1499 and encodes 489 amino acids. The transcript has 2 exons.
CGCGAAUUUGUUGGCGAGACUACGACCAUAUGAAGCUCCCGCGACGGACACCGUACGAGCAUGCCGAUGCGCUGAACCAGCUGCACAAUCUUCUCUACUCGGAUGAUGCUCAAGCUCAGUCGCAAGGCGUUUCCAUUGCCCACGUCUGGCUGAAUCGGUCCUCAUGCCCUCACGCCGUCGAGUCAACGAGCAGCCUGGUCCAAGCGCGACUGCUUGAGUCUCUUUCUCACCCCCUACUCGAUCGACACCAGAUAGACUGGACGCUACGAAGCAGCUACUCGUCUGCGCUCCUUCGCUUUGUCAAUUCCGUCGCCGACGCCUUUCAGACGGGCCUGUACGCGCAGAGCAUCUUCAACAUCGCCCAGCGGAUCGGCCUGCCAGCUUGGUUUGUCGAACUUCGCCACGCAGCCACACACGAAGAGCUCCCCUCGCUGCAAGUCUGUCGGCAGGCUUGUCUCUCGGCCCUUCAAUGGCUCGAUGCUCACUUUUGGUGGCCGAACAUGGCCACGUCUUCUUCGGUCCAGCCAAUGACACAAGGCGUCAGUCAAGAUCUAUCCCUGUCCCUUCGAAGGAGCCUGUUGUCCUAUCGCAAGAUCGCCAAGCAGGUGGCUAGAGACGAGUCGCUUAGGAAGACUCAACAACUACGCAUAGAGAAGCUCUUUGCUAGAAUCGACGGCUCGAUCCGAGCAGUAGGAGGUUCUGUUUUUGUCGACGUAGGUCAGGAUUCCACCUUGGAAGAGGCUGUCGACAUCCUUUUCGAGCCAGGCUACAUAGUACCACUGGCAAAAAGAAAACGUCCGAGGCCCGCUGCAGACGGGUCGGUACCGCCGCUGCCUUCUCAUCUCUACAACACGUGGUUUCCACUGCUUCGUCACCUCGACCAGAGCGUUCAGGGAUUUACUAGCACGUUUCUCGAUGGGCUGCUGAGACGCCUGACAUCAAGAAAUGCCUCCCUGGCAGGGUCCAGCUACACACGCUGCAUCGCUGCUUGGCUUGUGGCUAUCUUUGGCGAAGAGCCGUGGCAUCUGGAGGGAGCUUCGUCCAGGCAGGCCAUGCAGGGAGAAGACGGCAUGAUGGAAGAUGAGGACGAGGCCAGGGACCGAUCCUACCCGAUCAAAAGGUGCCUUCUGAGCCCUACCCCGGCCUCUCUCGUCGUUGCCCGGCAUCUCAACCAAGGCAGUCAGUGGGGCCACGUACUGGAGCUCGCCAAUCUUAUCGCGACCGGCGACAAGUCUCAACGCAGCGAGCAGACGGGGCGGGAAGAGGAGCUCAUGUCCCUCAUCGAGGAGAUGGAAAGACAUUCGGAACAAGUAGACCUCGAAGAAGACGAAGCAGGUCGUCAAAUCGUGCAGAGAGCUAUCGACGAUUCAAUGAACGAGCAGGAUUGGGCUGCAAUACCCGGUUGGGCCGUUGCGCAAGACUGGCAGCCAUGCCCGCUCGGAUGCCUCCGAGGUGCUGUUCCCGUUCUCCAGCUUCCUCCAGUAUUGUACUCGCAUUAGCCAACGAAGGAAGCGCUGGUUGGAGAGAUACCAGAAUAAAGAUGAAAUUGGAAAUUCAGGCUACAACAGCGCCAAGCCAAGCUUGCCAAGCCACUCCUUGAAGCUAGCUUAGUCCAAUAGACGAAC